AUGUCUUAAUUAUUGCAAUGCUAUGAAUAUCUAAUUGCUCUGCCUUCAAUUUACAUUUCUCUUUCCAAUUACUAACAUGUCCUCUCAAUAAUAAAUGCAAUUUUAACAGUUUUUAUAGGAUCUCUACUUAUUUCUCUAGAUUAUGAUUACAAGUUUUGCAAUUCAGAUGUAUUACAGAAAUGUGAUUCUCACUUAAAUCCUACUAUGUUCCACCUUGAUUUGACUUUGUCUAUAGCAAGCUGUUUUUUCGAUAUUUAUAUAUUAACAGGUGUUUUUUUUGUUAUAAACAUGCUGAAGUUGUUCAUCAUCUUAAAAACUCAUUGCUAUUUAAAUAGAGAGAUAUGUAGAUGGAGUAUUAAUUUUUCUUUAUUCAGAGCUACAUUAAUUCUUCCCAUGAUUGUCUAUUGCACAAGGGAUGAUGAAUAGCAGAGUCUUUUAUUUUUAUCUUGCUUGGUCAUCUUUCCAAUUUCAUAUAAAUUAGGAAAUUACAUUUUUGUUAGUUGGUACAACUACAUUAACUUAGAAAUUAUAUAAAAUAAUUAAUAAAUCCAAAGUUUCAGUAUAUUUAGAUAUAUUUUGGAUGAUGAAAAUAAAAAGACUGAUAUAUUUUGUAGGCUUCUCUUCCAUAGUAUCUAAGAGAAGACAAAAUUUGUCUCUGCCAUUUAAGAUUCGGCUUUUGUCUUUGCAUCUCAUCAAAUUUUAUAGGGUGAAUAAUAAUAAUAAUUAGAAAGCUAAGAAAUACAAGCAAAUACUGGAUUCUUUGGAAGCACAAAAAAGGAAAAUAUAAAAUUGAUCAAUCAAAUCAAGUAAAUAUAUGAUGAAAAGGAAACCGUCAGUGAAAUAUUUAACGAAAAUAUAAUGAAUACAAUUAUUAAAAUCUAUAAAGAUAACUCUGAUUCUAAAAAAUUUAAAAAUAAUCUUUCUGAUCUUCACUUUUCAUAUUUGACUUUCCUGUCUACUCUCAGUUUAAAUUCCUGCAUGUCUUACAUACAAAUCCUCAAUAUAAAAUCAAACUAAAAACUGCGACUAGGAUUGAAAGAUUUACAGAAGAUGCAAACAAUAAUGAAUCAAGCAGAAAUUCAAGCCCAGCUAAAUAAUAGCAGAUUAAAAGUGAAAGAAUAAUUUCAAUUAUAGCAUAUUUUAUAAUUUGAAGAGGAUAUGAACAAAAUAUAAUAGUCAUAUUUUGAGUGUAUGAGGCAGUACAGAAUUGUAGUAGAAAAAUUAUCUAUGAACUAUGUUGACAUAAAUGAAAUGCUUGAACUUCUUAAGUAGUACAGAGCAGAAAGAGUAUUGUUAGAAAAAAUCAUUAUAUAGUAGUUGAAAUAAAAUAGUUUGAGUGAGACUCUGAAAAAUCUCUGUAUUAACUUUGAUUUUUAUAUGUUGCACAAGAGAUCUUUAUUAAAAUUUUAUGAAAAUAACAAUCGGAUACAAAGUGAAUAAUUAAAAAACAAAGAAUACUACAGCAAAUCGAGCUGUUUUAUAUUUGUUUCACUCCUUGAAAAGAAUUUUGGCAUGGUACAUAAAGCAAACAGGUCAUUUAUUAAGUCCUUUGGCUUUGCAAAUAAAUCUUAACUUGUUGGAAAAUCUAUAAAGUAAGUUUUGCCAGACAACUUUUUAAAAAAAUAAACUGAGAACAUGGCUUCUUAAAUAAUUACAGAAAAUUUCUUGUCUCUUUACAACGAAAUAUUCAAUCUACCUCUUUUUAUUGCUCAAAACUGUUAGGGAUACUCUAUUCCUUGUUAAUUAAAAUUUCAAAGUCAAAUAAUUGAUUCCUAAGAUUUUGGAGUAACAAUCUGGGCUAAGCCAAUUAAAGAUGACAAUUUAUAUGUGAUGCUAGAUUACAAAGACCACUCCCAAAUAAAAGUUGCUAGCAAAAUUUUCUGCUAAGAGUUUUUGUAUGAAAAUUUUACACUUUAAAAUUUGAAAAACGUUAGGAUGGACAGCUUAAUUCCUAUUAUUGAUGGUUUAAUCAAGGUAAGUAAAAUAGAAUAAGGCAAGAAAUUUGAAACCAUUUUAAUUUAGCCAUAUGAUAAAUUCGAAGCACAAAAUAAGGCUAAUUUGAAAGACAAUAACUUUCUCAACAGUUUGAAAUUUGCUUAAUUAUAUAUGAUCACCUUAUCAAUUUAAUGUUUUGACACAAAACUAGCUUCUUUUGUGAAUGUGAUCAUUGAAAAUUAUUAGUGUCUCUACACUUAUAAGGAUAAAGUUUAAUAUAUUUAGCUAUUUUAGAAUCAAAUUAAAGAGUUUUGUGGUGUUUAAUUACCCUUUGAUUCUAGCUACGAAGAAGAUAUGCUAAGCGAUUAUAGAGUGAAGUCUUAUUAGUAAAAUAAUGAUUAAUAUUAAAAAUAUAAUCUAGAGGUAGUUAAAAGCUUCUAAGAAUCAGAAAUUAGAGGAAAUAACUAAUUUAAUAAUGAAAAUUAUUUACCAAUACAAAACCUUUAUAGUAGUAUUGACAAUUCAAAUGCUUACUAAAAGUAGAGUAGCUAAAUAGCCAAAAAUAUAUCUGAUUAAUUUUAGCAGUAAAAUUAAAUCUAAGUCAAAGAUAGCAAUUAGAAUUCUACAAAUAUACUUAUCUCAAAUUAAGAUUAAUUAAAUUUGCUACAUUCUCUAAAAUAAAAUGUAAUUGAAGUAGAGCAAAAUAAAUAAUAAGACUAUCAAAAUUUGAAAUAAAAUUUAAGUAAAUAAGUUAACGAUUCUCCUGAAAGUAAAAAUAACGAAGAAGUAAUUUAUUAAGAGAUGAGUAUAACAUAAAAAAAAAUAGAAGUUUCUACACCAGAUUUUUUUGAAUAAAAUCUAAAAGUUGAUAAAUUGCACCAAGAAGAAAUAUCAAAUAAUUAUAAUCAAUAACAUUUAUUCGAUGAUAGCAAGCUACCUGAAUAAAUUUUUAACAUCUCUGCAGCUCAAGACACUAACAAAAAUGGAUAACAAUAUGAAAAUUUAAAUAGCUAGGAUAUUCUUUUCAAUUCUAAUUUAAAGUCAACACUAUUUAAAGAUAACUUAGAUUCAAGGGAAAAGGAUUUUUAGAUUUAGAACUCAAAAGAGCAAUCUCAUAACUAAUUACUAUCUACAAAGAGCGCAUUUUAACUUACAGCAUUUAAAAGAAAAUAAAAAACUUUAGCUUAAAAUCAAACUAUGUAAGGGGAAAAGGAGAAAGAUAAGUCAACGAUAAAAGAAAGCAAGGUUCCAAUAACCCAAGAAGAGAGUCAGAAAAGAUAAAACAAAGAUUUGCAGUCGGUUUCAUCUUCAACAAAAUCUGUGCAAACACAGUAUUUAUUUGAGAUGAUUCAUGCUAAAAAAUAAAUGAGUUAUCUAAAAAUAAUAAAUGCUAUUGGGAUAAUUUCAGUUUUAGUAACACUUUCUUUGACCUUUUCUGGUUUCUUUACUUUUCUCACAAGCUUGAUUUCUUAAAGGGAGAAUUUUAAAUACAUAAACUGGAUUUAUUUGAUCAAUAUUUAGAUGAGCUAUGCAUUAUCAGAGCACUACAUUUAUGAGCUAAACUAAAAUGGACUACUAAAAACUCCUUCAUCUUCCUUUUAAGCAUUUAAUUAGCUUCUUAAGACUUAAUAUUAAUCAAGAAUUAAUUUAACAAAAGAUUUUAUAGCUGUAUAGUAUAACACUACUUCUACUGAUAUUUAGGUAUUUAAAAUCAUUUAAAGUAAAUUAAUUUCUUAAAAUAUUUAUUACAACAAAUAACGUUACGAUCAAUAUAACCUAUCUUUUACGUAUUCAUUACUUUUACAGAGUGCUGGAAUUUACUAUUUAGCUUCUAAUUAAGAUCCAACUAGACUAUUUGAGUAAUAAAAUGAGCAAAAUUAUCCUAAUUUGAAUAAUUAAGUUCAGUCUGUCAUAUAAUCGCUAAAUAGUUAAUAUUAAAAUUAAUUUGAUUCUAUCUAAAAUCAAAGUCUUAUCCAAUUAUACGUUGUCCUAUUGGUUACUUUUAUAUUUUUAUGUAGCAUAAUUCCAAGCUACAUAUUUGCCAAGCUUCGAUAACAAAAAAUAUUGGAGUUAUUCGCAACCUUUGAUCCAUAAUCUCUCAAAGAAAUCUUAGGGCAAUUAACUUAUCAACUAUCAUUUUAUCAAGGAUUUGAUAAAAACUAGACUAUUGGAUCAAGAUCAAACUAUUCAAAUAUGAAUCAAACUCAUAUAUCCAGAUAAGCAUAAGCUUAAGUGAUUAUAGAAAAAAAACUAAAUAUUAGUAGAACUUCUUCUUUAUAAUACUCAAUUAAAUUCCUUGCAAUAGGAUUAAUUACUAUCUUCUGUCUUAUUAUGAUCUAUCCUGUUGUUAACUACAUAAUCAUAAAAAUCUUCAUCGAUAACUCAACAACUAUCUACGAUUUCAACAACACUGUCUGCUUGUCGUACUUUACAAUUGUUAAUUCGCUUAGAGCCAGGUAAGGUCUGGCUACUGCUUUCUUAUUACCUCAGAGUUAAUCUAUUGCAAUAUCAAGCUUUUAAGGACUGUUUGAAGAUGUUACUACGUAUAUAGAUUCAUUACCUAAUUUAAUUAAUUAGAAUAUUGGAAAAGUAGAAUCAACUUCAAUUUACAACAAAUAAAUUUUUAUAGAUUAUUUAAUUGGUGUUUAUUCUGGAAAUGCGUGUGAUACUAUGUAAAAUUAUACUCAAUACUAAAACGGAGAUUUUCUUUAUGAUCAGUGCAAUAGCGUGGCUAAAGGUUCUCUCAAAUAAGGAUUGCUUAAUGGGAUCAUUUUCUAUAUAAAUCUCUACAAAGAUUUUACUUCCUUUAUAUAUAGUUAUAAUGCAGCUGCCUUUUAACAAAAUUUUAAUAAUUUUAAUUCUAAUACUCCUGCUAUGAAAUAAUUUCAGUUUAAAAUAGAAUUAUCUAAGGCCCAUGAGUAUCUCUUAAAUUUUUUUUAAGACCAAAAUUUAUAGCUAUAUAACUACUAUUAAAAACUUCUUGACAUUUUUCCUUAGUAAGUUUUGAUUUAAAACACCUACAUAAUGUCAUAUCUUAGAUAGAAUGAGUGA
Molecule: messenger RNA, 4986 nt
Organism: Tetrahymena thermophila SB210
Lineage: Eukaryota; Ciliophora; Oligohymenophorea; Hymenostomatida; Tetrahymenidae
Product: transmembrane protein, putative
Exons: 6
Source: RefSeq, a predicted model, not a curated record